Molecule: messenger RNA, 2941 nt
Organism: Oryzias latipes (Japanese medaka)
Lineage: Eukaryota; Metazoa; Chordata; Actinopteri; Beloniformes; Adrianichthyidae
Gene: ptchd3a
Product: patched domain containing 3a
Cellular component (GO): membrane
Source: RefSeq, a predicted model, not a curated record
AGGUUGGGCCACACGUCCCACAGCAGCAGCAGCAGCAGCAGCAGCAGCAGCAGCAGACAUGGGCUGCAGACGCACUGACUGCCUCUCAAAGCCUCUGUCAGGCCUUUUUGCAAAGCUUGGCUCAACCGUAGGCUCACAUCCUUUAUUCUUCUUCAUUAUUCCUAUCUUUGUCUCUGCAGCGCUCGGUGCUGGCUUCGUUUUUCUUAAGGACCAUGAAGACAAUGAUUUUGAAAGGCAGUUCACCCCCAUGAAAGGCCCCUCCAAGGUCACCAGGGCUCUGGUGAAAGAAAACUUUCCUUACGACCACUCCCUGUUCUCUGAGGACAGGCUCUACAGCGGCGGCAGGUUCGCGUCCAUCAUCGCCGUGGCCCAGAACCACAACCUUCUGGACAGCCCCGCUUUAGAGGAGCUCACCAGACUCAACGACAAGGUCCUCAACAUCACCGUGGACGGCAGGCGGCUGGGGUUCAGCGACGUUUGCGCCAGAGUGGACAGAGAGUGCGUCUCAAACGUCGUCCUGGAGAUCAUCAACUCCAGAAAAACCCAUCAGACCAGCAUCACCUACCCAGAACACUCCCACGGGUCGGAGACCGUCUUCCUGGGCUCUGCACUCGGUGGAGUCACCACGGACGCCAACGGCACAGUCGCCAGUGCUCAGGCUGUCAGGCUCACCUACUUCCUCAACGACCAAGAAAGCUCGUCUGAGGCCGCCAAGCUGUGGCUGAGAAGAUUCAAAGCUCUGCUGUCCGAGGAGCCAAGCAGCAAGCACGUUGACGUGUCGUACUUCACCUCCAAAUCCAAGCAGGAGGAGAUUGACAGUCACACCACAGAUGGCUUCCCUUUGUUCCUCAUCACUUACGCUUUUGCCAUCAGCUUCUCUGUCAUAUCUUGCAUGAGGGUUGAUAAUGUGAGGAACAAAGUCUGGGUGGCGGUCUUUGGUGUCGUCUCCUCUGGCCUGGCUGUCGUCUCCUCGUUUGGUUUACUGCUCUAUAUCGGAGUACCUUUUGUCAUCACUGUGGCAAACUCUCCUUUCCUAAUACUCGGAAUCGGUCUCAACAACAUGUUCAUCAUGGUGUCCGACUGGCAGCACAGCAACGUGAAAGACUCCGUCCCGAAGCGAAUGGCUCACACUUACGAGGAAGCCGUCAUGUCCAUCACCAUCACGGCCCUGACGGAUGUCCUCAAGUUCUUCAUAGGUGUCAUGUCUGACUUCCGGGCGGUCCAGUCCUUCUGCUUGUACACCGCCACCUCCAUAUUUUUCUGCUACAUCUACACAGUCACCUUUUUGGGGGCGUUCAUGGCGUUGAACGGGAAGCGAGAGGCUGGCAACAGGCACUGGUUGACCUGCAUGGAGAUCCCGACGGUCAAACCCAUUGACCGUCCUGAUAUGUACAACUUCUGCUGUGUGGGCGGGGACUACGACAAGACCACAGGAGCAGAGAAAAAAAAGCUGGCCAGUAAUUUCUUUAAGGAUUGUUUUGGCCCAUUUCUGGUUAAAUCCUGGGUCAAAGGAUUGGUCAUCGUCAUUUAUCUGGUUUAUUUGGGCAUGAGCAUUUUUGGAUGUUUCAACGUCCAGCAGGGGAUUGAGCUGUACGAUCUGGCGGCAGAUAACUCCCACGUCACGAGGUUCAUCAAGAAGGAGAGGCAGUACUUCUCCGACUACGGUCCGUCCAUCAUGGUCAUCGUGAAGGAAGAAUUCCCGUACUGGGAUCACGUCAAGAGGCAACAACUUCAAGGAUGUCUGGAAGAUUUCAAAGGACUCUGGUUCGUGGAUAAGGAGAUCUCCACAUCGUGGCUUGACUCCUUCCUAUCGUACGGACAAGAGAGACACCUGAACCUCAACGAUAAAGAGGCUUUUCUCAAUAAUCUGACAGAGUUUUUUGAAGACUCCCCAGUUUUCAAGCAGGACGUGAACCUCACAGGAGACGUCCUCACCGCGUCCCGCUUCUUCAUCCAGACAGUGGACGUUGCAAACGCCAGCACAGAAAUCGAGAUGCUUCAAGGCCUGAAAUACAUCGCAGACCAGUGCAGAGUAGCGUCUCUAACCGUCUACAACAAGGACUUCAUUUACUUUGACCAAUACGACGUGGUGGUGAAGAGCAUCAUCAAGAACGUGGCAGUGAUCUCGGCGGUGAUGCUGGUGGUCUCCCUGCUGCUGAUCCCAGACCCCGUCUGCGCGUUGCUGGUGACCUGCUCUAUCGGGUCGGUGAUGGUGGGGGUGACCGGCUUCAUGGCGCUGUGGGACAUCAGCCUGGACUCCAUCUCCAUGAUCAUCUUCACCGUUUGCAUCGGCUUCACGGUGGAUUUCUCCGCCCACGUGUCCUACGCCUUCGCCUCCAGCAAAAAGCAGAGUCCCAACGAGAAGGCGGUGGAGGCCCUCUCCAACCUGGGCUACCCCAUACUGCAGGGCACUCUGUCUACGAUCUUAGGCCUCUCGGCGCUGAUCUGGUCGGAGUUCCACACCUUCAGAACAUUCUUCCAGAUCUUCUUCCUUGUCAUGUUCCUCGGGAUGGUCCACGGUCUCAUUUUCAUUCCUGUAAUUCUAACACUCUUCACCUGCUGCUCUCGUGAGUCCAAGAAAGACUUGAAAAUGACCAGAAUGUGACCAAAAAAAGAACAAUUUCUGGACUUUUUAGAAAUAAAUCAUAGAUAUUUUUGAAUUUUUUUGUAAUAUUUGCUUUCAAAGUGAAUUAAGUAUCAGUAUGAACUUUGAGUUCCAUCUAUCACUGGUGACAAAAAUACUUGUUUUUUUACAUUUAAGUUAUUCUAUUUAAUAUUUUCCCUUUUCUUGGUUAUUAGUUGAUUUUAACAAGCUGUCCUCUUCAUUGCUUUUUUUAUUGUAUCACAAAUAUUUCUAGUUUCUAGUGUUACGAACAUGAUUUUCCAUUGAAUUUGUUUUUCAUAUUGUAAAACUUAGCAAUAAAUGUUAUGUUUUGUACAA